AUGGUCUUCUUUGUAUCCAAAAAGAAACCAAAAGUUUCCAGUAAGAAAAGAGAAGUAGAAUCACCAUCAUCAUCAAAGCAAUGUUGCAGUUCUUCUUGCUCAAUUUUACUCAGAAUUCUUUACAAAAUUCCCACUGCCAUAAUCUUGCUUUUUCUUAUCUUCGUUUGGUCUUCCUCCACCACCAUCAUCUCUGGAAAAAUUGUUCAUCUGUGCGUCUCUUCGCGAAAGCUCAACGAUCUCUACUGCUUAUCUGCUGGUACACAACCCAAAUUGGAAAUCUCAGUACUUGACAACACUACUACUUUUGCUGGCAAUGUGGAUUUGAAGAAGAAGGAGAUUGUUCUUGAUAAGCAAGUUGUCCAUGGAAAUAGUACUAGUUUUGUUGCUAGCACUACUACUACUACUACUACUGCUACUCAUACCAAUGUGGAAGUGAAGAAAGUAAAUGUUAGUAAUGCUGAGCAAGUUUUUGCCCAGCAUGAUCCUACUUUUAGAGAUAGUUUUGGCCAUGAUGAAGCAGACCAUGAUGAGCUUGAAAAGGCAGUUAAAAUGGUUAAAGAUCAACUUCAAGUACACCGGUCGUGGCAAUCAGACAAGUAUAAUCAAAAAGGGUGUGAUGGCAAUGGAAUUUAUGUCUAUGAUUUGCCAACUAAGUUCAACAAGGACUUGGUUGGUCAAUGUGGAGACAUGGUUCCAUGGAUGAACUUCUGCAAGUAUUUCACCAAUGAAGGACUAGGACAGCCAAUUCCAAAGCUAGGGAAGGCAUGGUACAGGACACAUCAGUACUCUUUGGAGCCUAUUUUUCAUGCCAGAGUUUUGAAGCAUCCUUGUAGAGUUCACAAUGAGGAUGAAGCUAAGCUCUUCUACGUUCCAUUCUAUGGUGGCUUGGACAUUUUGAGAUGGCAUUUCAAGAAUGUUUCCAAUGAUGUUAAAGAUUCUUUGGGGCUGGAGUUAAUGAAGUGGCUUGACAGACAAAGGCCUUGGGCUAGGAAUUCAGGCAAGGAUCAUGUGUUUGUAUUGGGAAAAAUCUCUUGGGAUUUUAGAAGAAAAGAAAAUUCUUGGGGAACUAGAUUAUUAGAGCUUGAGCAAAUGCAAAACCCAACUAAGCUCUUGAUUGAAAGACAACCAUGGCAUGAAAACGACAUUGGAAUCCCACACCCAACUUACUUCCACCCUCAAUCUGAUCAAGACAUCAUCUCCUGGCAGACAAAGAUCAUCAGCUCAUACCGAAAACACCUUGUGAGUUUUGCUGGCGCAGCAAGGCCUGAUGCACCAGAGAACAUAAGGUCUAUUCUCAUCAAUCAAUGCACAUCAGUAGAUGAUCAAAACUGUCAAUUUCUUGACUGCAGUUCAGGUGGCUGCAGCCAACCCGAGUCGGUUAUCGAGCUAUUCGUUGAGUCUGAAUUCUGUUUGCAGCCACCAGGAGACAGCCCAACUAGAAAAUCUGUGUUUGAUUCUCUAGUAUCAGGCUGCAUACCAGUCCUGUUUGACCCCUUCACAGCUUUCUAUCAAUAUCCAUGGCACUUGCCAGAGGAUCAUGCAAAGUACUCUGUUUUUAUUGACCAGAAAGAGGUGAGGCAAAUGGAGGUGAAUGUGGUUGAAGAGUUGAUGAAGAUUUCUAAGAAACAAAGGGAUGAUAUGAGAAGGUUCAUUGUUUAUGAACUUUUGCCUGGUCUGGUUUAUGGUGAUACAGAUUCUCAGUUUGAAAAGUUUCAAGAUUCAUUUUCUAUUACCAUGAGUAAUCUACUUGAGAAGGUGAAGAGAUUGGAACAAAGCUGA
Molecule: messenger RNA, 1779 nt
Organism: Humulus lupulus (European hop)
Lineage: Eukaryota; Viridiplantae; Streptophyta; Magnoliopsida; Rosales; Cannabaceae
Product: xyloglucan-specific galacturonosyltransferase 1-like
Exons: 2
Coding region: 1-1779 (592 amino acids)
Molecular function (GO): glycosyltransferase activity
Source: RefSeq, a predicted model, not a curated record